ACAUUCCAGGAGGACAGUAUCAUCUCUGGUUAUCGGCACCCUCGUAGUUCAGCCACAGACUGUGUCCUCAGUCUCUUCCAGCUCACCAAUGAAACCCUCAAUGUCUGGACACAUUUUCUACCAACCUGUAACAAUGCAGGUGAUGGCAGAUUAAACAUUUGAAUAAGAUAUACCCAGGACUGGACUGUAAUCUGGCAUUCCGGGCAUUUUCCUGGUGGGCCAACACACUUUGGGGCCGAUCAGGGGCGGACUGGCCAUCGGGAGAACCGAGCGGGUCGAUGGGUCGGCAGCGAAACGGGCUGAAUGGGCCAUGAUAAACUACAAAAUCCCGGGCCGAUAUCUCUUCCUAGUCCAGCUCUGAAUAUACCUAACCACGCUCUGUCGUUCUAUAUUUUUUUUCUACAGUUAAUUUGCUUAAAUAACAAAUCUAUUAUGUAGUAACUUCUUCAUAAAAGCUAUCUGUCCUCUAGCCUCUCUGUUUAAAAUAGAGGGGAACCCCAUUUAUAAAUACUACAUUACCAGUCAAAAAGAAUGAAAAGUGCUGAGCUCUGAUAAUACACCUUUGAGAGGAAAUGGAUUUCGGUCUGUUAGAUGUUCUCCGUGUUAUAUUCUUGUGAAUAAUAUUUAUUCUACCAACAGAAUAUUGGUGGAAUAUAUAAUAUUCAUGGAAUUAUUAUUUCAUAAUAUACAUUGUUUGUUGUGAGUUCCAGUCUUGCAGUGCUGUGUUUCAUUAUUGUCAUCAUCACAUCUCUCUCGCUCUCACUCUCUCUCUCUAUCAGGUAUUUUCUAUGGAAGUUGAUGACUGUGUUGUUGAUGAAGGAUGUGUGGUAUGAUGAGUAUACAUGGCCUCUGCUGGUCUAUCUGUUCUCCUGCUGCAUGUACCCACUGGCCUCCAGCUGUGCCCAUACCUUCAGCACCAUGUCUACCCGUGCUCACCAUAUCUGCUACUUCUUUGACUAUGGAGCACUCAGUCUGUACAGCCUUGGUUCAGGGAUCAGCUAUUCUGCAUAUGUUAUACCUGAUGCAUGGGUCAACAGCCAUUUUCACACAUGCUACAUUACUGUAGCUGUAUAUAACACCAUCCUCUCAACCAGCCUAGCCUGCUACUCAAGGCUUGGCUUACCAUUCAUUCACUAUAACCAUGACAUAGAUGAAAGAUUUUCUGAAAGACAGAGCCCAAAGCUGAGUAAGGUUUUGCGAAUUCUUGCCUUUGCCUACCCAUACUUGUUUGAUAACAUUCCUCUUUUCUACAGGUUAUUUCUGUGUGAAGGUGAGGGUUGCACUGAUAAUGAGGCAAACUCCAUUCAUGUUCAACACACAUUGCUCGCAUUUCUAACUGGAUUCUUGUUUGCAACGCACCUACCUGAGAGACUGGCACCAGGACGGUUUGACUAUAUAGGUCACAGCCAUCAGCUGUUCCACGUAUGUGGGAUCAUUGGGACACACUUCCAGAUGAAGGCCAUUGAAACUGACAUGGUGCUGAGAAGAUCACAGCUUCUUGUCAGUGCCCCAGCUAUCACCUUUAACAACACACUGGGGGCUGCCCUAGUCUGUGUCUGCAUCAGUCUAGGAAACAUAUGCAUUUAUAGUCUACCUCUGCUCUACGGCACCCCACUCAGAAACACAGCUAACAAAGACGCUUGUACUGAUGGAAAGAAAUGCAAGGACUAAGAGCUCCCAGAGACAUGGGGGUCUGAGAAAGAUAGAUUGCAGUCUUGCACAAAUAUUAAAAUGACCAAAGUUAUUAUGGAAAUAUAUCUAGGCAAGGUCGUUGUGUCCGGGGGGUGGGGGAGGGGUAACCCCCAUAAUCAAACCAAGCAAGUACAACCCCCCCAAUAUUUAUACCAUGAUCAAUGGAAAUAAAUAUAAUGCCCUAGAUAUGCCCUUGCAUCUAGGAAUUGUUUAGUUUUUUUGGAUAUUACAUUAUAAAAAUCCCCAAGAGGGGGUUGUAAGUUUACUGAAGCUAUGCACGCGGAGAUGGCUAAGAAGAAUGAGUGAGUAAUUGCAUUAAUACAUCUCAGGGGAGUGCGCGGAAAGGCACCGUUCAUUUCGCGACAUUAUAAGUCAGUGGGAGGGUGUUAAAUACGGCUCCAUUUCUGUUAUGAUGUUUUGACAAACACUACACAAGCUCACAGCACUGACCUCAGCAAAUCACUAACAAUAUUAAACCAUUGUGUAAAUAUCUGUACAAUAUUUGUUGUGUGCACAGAAUGGCAAAGUCCACAGUGAUGAUCAUGAUUUAUACUACACAUUUCCUCUGUAAAACUGUAAAAUAGCACAACACUUAAUGAUGUAUAAAAAAAAAUAUUUUGUGUGUGGAGGGAUUAUAAUUUUUUCAACACAUCCGUUGACAGCGAUUGGUCAAGCAACCAAUUAUUUAUUUUUUCUGGGAUUCUUUCGUUAAUAAUAAUAAUAAGAAGAAGAAUAAAAAUUUUUUUUAAAUGUAUAUUUUUUUGUAUUAUUUCUUUUUGAGACCUAAAUAUAGCUUCUUACUGUAAUAAAAAGAGAGGUCCUGA
This is a messenger RNA of Xyrauchen texanus (razorback sucker), 2516 nucleotides long. Its product is annotated as membrane progestin receptor gamma-B. The coding region runs from base 799 to 1671 and encodes 290 amino acids. Gene Ontology annotation, molecular function: signaling receptor activity. Lineage: Eukaryota; Metazoa; Chordata; Actinopteri; Cypriniformes; Catostomidae. The record is from RefSeq and is a predicted model, not a curated record. The transcript is spliced from 7 exons. Gene Ontology annotation, cellular component: membrane.